AGGGGUAGGUGAGGCGAUUCUGUCUACAAAUAUGCCACGGGGACUGCGGACAGGUCACUGAAGUAGCUAGUUGUUGGAGGCACACUAAAACCUAGAAUUAGACUCAGACAUUUGAAUUUGAUUCAUUAAACUACCACCACAAUUUUGACAAUAUGACCAAUUCCGUUUAUGAGGAGACCAGUAAUGGGUAUUACUUCCUCUACGAAUGGCUGGCCGAAAUAGAGGACACGACAAGCCCCAUCGGACUACCAGAUCUCCCGACGGAUACAGAUACAACGACGGCAACAACGACAAGCACACCUUUAACACCACCAGAUUCGACGCUUUACCCACUUACCCCGCCCGAAGUAGUUAUUACUAACGAGGAUGGGGAAACAAGAAGGCUUCUGCCCCUUGUUAUGUCUCGACUAGACACGCUCGAGCACUUUGUUACCAAGGUCGACAUUGCGAUGGGCAAGAUUAAUGAUUUCAUGGCGAGAGUAGACCUAGCAAUGGAGACUAUGAAGGGAGAUUUACAGAGUUUCUCAGCCGGCAUGGUCGGUCUUCUCAGAGGAUGGGGCCUUCUUCCUCGUACCCCAGGCACCACCAUGGUCGAUGUGGAGACAGGCAAUGCUGUUGCAACGACACAGCGUCACACAGAGUAACCUGGCCACCCAUGCCAGAUGCCGCAUUGGACAAAGAGAGUCACAUGAUAGAGAGCAUCUGCAAGCAAGCCUGGCAAGGCCGCCAAGGGAUGGUUUAAGAAUUGCAGGAGAUAUAAUAAGUUGUAUUAUACAGCAAUUUCCACAAAGAAAAUAAGAAUGAAUGUAUUACCAUCGGUAGCACUUGAACUGAGACAAUAUACUGCAAUACAAGCAUAUAAUCAUG
This is a messenger RNA of Xylaria bambusicola, 867 nucleotides long. RefSeq lists its product as uncharacterized. The record is from RefSeq and is a predicted model, not a curated record. Lineage: Eukaryota; Fungi; Ascomycota; Sordariomycetes; Xylariales; Xylariaceae. The transcript is spliced from 2 exons. The coding region runs from base 153 to 644 and encodes 163 amino acids.